GUCGACUACAAGUCGCGGUGCGCCGCAGCGGUCUCCCAGUCGCCCUGCCCGGGUCGCGCGAUGCAGACCUCCGUGCUCCUAUUGCCGCUGGUGCCACUGCUGGCCGCCGCCGGCCCGCUGCCGCCGCCGGCCGGCGCCCCCGACACCCUGCGGCUGGUGCACGUGCUGUACCGACACGGCGCGCGCAGUCCCGUCAUUGACUACCCGACCGACCCGAACCCGGACCCGUGGCCGAUCGGACUGGGCCAGCUCACCAACGAGGGCAAGCAGAACCAGCUCGAGCUGGGCCGCUUCCUUCGCAGCCGCUAUGACGGCUUUCUGCCGGAGCUGUACCACAUGAACUACACCCGCGUGGAGGCCACGGACGUGGACCGGUGUCUGAUGUCGGCGCAGGCCAACCUGGCCGGCCUGUUCCCGCCGCGGGGAGAGGACGUCUGGGACGCCGAGAUCGCCUGGCAGCCGAUCCCCGUGCACACCGUGCCGGUCGAUGACGACCUCAAGCUGAAGACCUACAAGGUCUCGUGCCCGGUGUACCUGCAGGAGCGGGACCGGGUGUUCGCCUCUGACGAGAUGGCGGCGAUCGACGCCGACAACAGCGCGCUGUACGCCUACCUGACCGAGUACAGCGGGUUGGACGUCAGCAGCGUGGACGCCGCCGGAGACCUGUACGACACGCUGUGGAUCGACGACGGCCACAACCGGACGGUGCCCGAGUGGGCGCACGCCGUGCCGCCGGGCUGCGCGGCGCCGGCCUUCCCGGACCUGCUGCGGCCGCUGCGGGACCUGCAAUUCGCCCUGUACGGCGUCACGCCGCUCCUGCGCCGGCUCGGCGGCGGGCCCCUGCUCAAGGACAUGCUGGAGCACAUGCAGGACAGCGUGGACGGCCGCCUGGAGCCGCCCAGCAGGAAGCUGUUCGCCUACUCGGGCCACGACAACAACGUGGCCUGUCUGCUCACCACACUCGGGCUCUACAACGGCCUGGCGCCGCCGCUGGCCUGCGCCGUGCUGGUGGAGCUGCACGAGGAGCCCGAGGUCGGUCCCACCGUGCAGCUGUUCUACCGGAACGACACCACCGCCGAGCCGUACCCGCUGCAGCUGCCCGGCUGCCAGCUCAGCUGCCCGUGGGACACCUUCGUCCAGCUCACCGCAGACGUGGUGCCCGGCGACGUGCGCGCCGAGUGUGGCCUGUAGGACGGGCCGAGUGUGGUCUUAAGGACGGGCCGAGUGUGGCCUGUAGGACGGGCCGAGUGUGGUCUAAAGGACGGACCGAGUGUGGUCUGUAGGACGGGCCGAGUGUGGUCUGUAGGACGGGCCGAGUGUGGCCUGGAGGACGGGCCGAGUGUGGUCUGUAGGACGGGCCGAGUGUGGUCUAAAGGACGGACCGAGUGUGGUCUGUAGGACGGGCCGAGUGUGGUCUGUAGGACGGGCCGAGUGUGGUCUGUAGGACGGGCCGACCGAGUGUGGUCUGUGGGACGGGCCGACCGAGUGUGGUCUGUGGGACGGGCCGACCGAGUGUGGUCUGGAGGACGGACCGAGUGUGGUCUGUGGGACGGGCCGACCGAGUGUGGUCUGGAGGACGGACCGAGUGUGGUCUGUGGGACGAGCCGAGUGUGGUUUGUAGGACGGACCGAGUGUGGUCUGGAGGACGGGCCGAUUGUGGUAUGUAGGACGGGCUGAGUGUGGUCUGUAUAUUGCACAGAACGGGCCGAGUGGUCUGCGGUGUGUGCUGAAUGUGGCUUGUAUUGUGCGCGGCGAGUGUGGUCGUUUAGCACGUGGACCACACUGGCGGACAGGGUCACAGGCAGUGUGGUCUGACUGGACGGAUCGAGACAGGGUGACCUCUAAAAUGGCGAGAUAAGCCUUGAAGGCAGGCAAGAAGGAGAAGGGAGUCAGGUCUGCAAGCAAUUAAUUGUUUUUUGGGAUACCAAUCACCAUUGACUAUUGUCCCCAAUUCAGCAUUAAUUACCUACGAUUUUUCAUUUUUCAUAUUUCAGCUUCAUCCUAUUUAUAUUUUUUCCUCAUAUUUUCCUUACUUCGUAAACCAUAACCAUCGACGAAAAAUGUGCAAAAAAGGGAUGUGUAUCCCCUCUCCUUUGCAACAAAAAGGGCAUGAUCCAAGCCAAAUAAAAGAAAAUAAGCU
Amphibalanus amphitrite is the source of this 2140-nucleotide messenger RNA. Its product is annotated as lysosomal acid phosphatase-like. NCBI's taxonomy places the organism in Eukaryota, Metazoa, Arthropoda, Thecostraca, Balanomorpha, Balanidae. Gene Ontology annotation, biological process: dephosphorylation. The transcript has 2 exons. The record is from RefSeq and is a predicted model, not a curated record. Bases 61 to 1191 code for a protein of 376 amino acids. Gene Ontology annotation, molecular function: phosphatase activity.